AUGCCCGGCAUUCGCGCAGCUCUCCGCGACGUGCACCAUCCUGGAACGCUCUCGUUCACAUUUCGUAUGCCGCCCAAUACCCUUGACCAUCCCGCCGACGACUCCCAGACGCCGCCCUUGAACAACCAAGGCGGCGAUGCUUCUGCUUCAGUUUUUGUCUUUCUCUCUGCUCGGUGUAUCGGCUCUGUGGGCUUCGCUGUGAGCCUAUUUGCCAUCUGGUUCGGAUGGCUUCUACCAGCAGCCAUCAUGGCGCCAGCACCUCCUGCGCCGGUGGAGAUUAAAGCCUCCCGUGUUUCAUCUAAACCUACUCGACGAGCUACUUCCGCUGCGCUAGCUUCGCGUCGCUUACCCAAGCCAAUACGACGCGUCUCGGCACCCGUGGACCUCACCCCAAUAUUGGCCUUGCCCGCUGAAGAUACCCAAUUGACCUCGCGACAUGUCUACUUUGUGGAUAAGGACCCCUCGCCCAUCGUUAGACGUAAUACGAUGCCAGAACCCUCCAAGUCGAAUCCGACAUCGCAAUCUAUCGAUCAACUUAUUCAUGACUCUUUGACGCAUAAUUCACGACCCACACCCUCCACUCAGGCCCACAUAGAAGAAACUCCUGCCGAAUCAGACUCCUCCAGACAUUCCUCCCGUACUUCGUUACUACGACAUUCUCGGUUGCACAAGCUGAAGCUUAAUUUCCAAUCCAAAUCCAACCGUGCAGAGUUACAAGAUAAGCCAUUCGAUCAGAGCUCUCUGGCAAGUACAGAAACCGGAUCAUCAGACAAGUCGGCGCGACGCGCAAGCGCUGGAUUUGUCGCCCCUUGGACCCUGACACGAAACCGGACAGCUUCGGACGUCACAGCGGAGGCUGCAACUCCCUCUCCAUCUCGUUUGUCAUUCCGUCGGCGUGCCUCUCCGUCUCGACCCGGGUCAAGCCCUGCGCGUUGUCCAGCCUCCGCCGCUGCCGAUAUCCUCUCUCCCGUCUUUGCGUCCCGGAAGGCUCAGAAACGGGUUUCUGCCCCUAUACCGCGUACGUCACCGUACGGCGCACCCUAUUUUGCAGCACCUCCUAUCGCAUCGGACACCAACUAUCCAGCAUAUUUGAAGACCCUUCCACAAUUUGAGGAUGAAAUUAAAGGAGCUCCCUCACGGACAGCAUCGGAUGGGGAAGACGUCGAACCUGUUCGAGGACGCUCAUCAAUACGACGAGUCUCGUUAAACCCUCCCCAAGUCUUACCCAAGCGCCGGUCAGCAAGUGAGGAUUGGACUCAGAGGACCUAG
Molecule: messenger RNA, 1269 nt
Organism: Cyclocybe aegerita
Lineage: Eukaryota; Fungi; Basidiomycota; Agaricomycetes; Agaricales; Hemipholiotaceae
Source: the annotation of a GenBank genome assembly